UUAUCAUAACAAAAAUAGUAAAUGAUACUCUCGCAUUGAAACCGAAACAUCUUUAGUGUAGAAAUACAAGUUUAUCAUUCAUUAUCAUAACACUUUAGGGAAUAUCAACUGACAGGAACAUUUUUUGUACAAGUAUAAAUCUAAGACGGAUAAUGUCAAAACGAGGCAAUUGGAAGAAUUGGUACGAGUUUAUUUUCUCGUGCAUCGGUUGCCUGGUUGGGCUCGGAAACAUCUGGAGAUUCCCCUACCUGUGUUAUAAAAAUGGAGGCGGAGCCUUUCUUAUACCUUACUUUAUAUUUGUGAUGCUGUGUGCCAUUCCGAUCUUCUUUGUGGAGAUGGCGUACGCCCAGUUCUCAAAUCUUGGACCAGGAAAGGCAUGGAUUUGUGUACCACUACUAAGGGGUAUUGGUUUUGGUAUGGUGACCAUGACAGGUGUAGUCGCUAUUUACUACACAGUGAUCAUGGCCUGGACACUCUACUUUUUUGUGAUGUCAUUCAGCGCUACACUACCUUGGAGCAAUUGUAAUAACCACUGGAACACUGACGUUUGUUACAUGCGGUUAUCAAAAUCGGCAAACAGCUUAUCAAAUAUUUCAAACACCUACAUCAACCAAUCAGAUAUGGUAUUUACUGCAAUCGCCAACCAGUCAGAUUUGUCAUUUACUACCACUUCCAACCAGUCAGAUUUUAUACUUGAAGAUAGCACAGAAACAUCUGUGACGCUGAAAACACCAACAGAGGAAUUUUGGGAACGAAAUGUAUUAGAGCUCACAGAUGGCGUUGAACAUCCGGGCACUAUACGCUGGCAGCUGUUGUUGUGUCUUCUGGGUGCGUGGACUAUCGUUUUUCUAUGUUUGGUCAAAGGCAUAAAGUCAUCUGGAAAGGUUAUGUACGUUGCAGCAACAGCCCCCUAUGUGCUACUGACGAUUUUGCUUGUUCGUGGGUUAACACUAGAUGGAGCGAUAGACGGACUCUUGUUUUAUGUUGUUCCAAAAUGGGAUAAACUUUUAACUGUAUCUGUUUGGGGCGAUGCGGCGGUACAGAUGUUUUAUUCCGCCGGUCUUGGAUGGGGAGGGAUAUCUACACUGGCUAGCUAUAAUGACUUCCAUAACAAUGUUGCAAGAGACGCAAUGAUACUUCCAAUUUUAGACUUUGUCACGAGUUGGUUUGCCGGCUGUGUAAUAUUUGUCAACCUUGGCUUUAUGGCACAUUCAGCUGGGCUACCUAUUGACAAAGUUAUAAGUCAAGGUCCAGGGAUAGUUUUCAUGGUGUACCCAGAGGCACUGUCCCAGCUCCCAUUACCACAGCUGUGGUCAGUAUUGUUCUUUCUGAUGUUGUUUACCGUUGGACUAGACAGCCAGAUUGUGCAUGUACAGACAGUGACAACUGCGAUAAUUGACACGUUUCCAAGACAACUGAUUCAACGCAAGCUGCAAGUCACUCUUUCUGUUUGCCUCGUUUCGUUCCUGCUUGGAAUAUCUUGUGUAACUCAAGGUGGAAUAUACUUUCUACAGAUUCUGGACUGGUAUUGUGCAAGUAUAGCCGUAAUGCUCCUAGCUUUUUUGGAAACAGUUGGUCUAGCCUGGGUGUAUGGUAUUGAACGGCUGUAUAAGGAUAUAGAGUUGAUGAUAGGCAGAGCCUUGCCGUCUGUCUGGGGAAUCUUCUGGAAGUACAUUACACCAUUCAUUAUCCUGCUUAUCUGGAUUUUUAAUCUGGCACAACUUGAGGCAGUGAAGUAUGGUGAUGUGACGUAUCCCAGGUGGGCUAUCGGAAUAGGCUGGGUUAUAGCGUUUAUAUCCCUGAUACCAGUUCCAGUUUGCAUGAUUCAAGCGCUUCGUAAAGCAGAGGGAGACACACUUUUAGAGAAACUAAAACAAAGUACAAAGCCAAGCCCAGAAUGGAAACCAGCCAAUCAAGACCUUCAGGAACAGUACCUAGAAAUGAUACAGAAUAAUGUCGUAGUGUUUGACGUUAAAACAUGAUACGCCCGAACUCGUCAAUUAUUUGUUAUAUCAGUAUGAUAAUUCAUAAGCAUUUGUAGUUUGUCUUGUAAGACACAUCACAUAGAUGUCUGAUACUUUGUAAAUAUAAAUUUCAAUCGCAUAAAUUAUGUGUAAUUAUAUCUUUAUCUUUGUAUUAUUAAUAUGAAGUGUGCACAGGAAAAAGUUGCAUGUGUGUAAUAUUGAAUACAGUGUGCUGUAUUUACGACAAACAUACAUUCACUGAGGUCAAGCAUGAAAGUGACAACUGGCAAACUAUAUCAAAAGUAAAAUGAUAUUCCUCAGGAUGCAAUGCGAUGCCACAUAUUUCAUACCAGAUGCAUCAUUUAACAUGUAUUAAUCACGUCUCGAUAAUAUUACAACUGUUUUGCGACAAAUGUUUGUAUUUAAUUCUCUAUAAAGGGUUUUAAAAUAGAUAGAUGUUUAAAAACAU
Mercenaria mercenaria is the source of this 2433-nucleotide messenger RNA. Its product is annotated as sodium- and chloride-dependent glycine transporter 1-like. The coding region runs from base 153 to 1982 and encodes 609 amino acids. NCBI's taxonomy places the organism in Eukaryota, Metazoa, Mollusca, Bivalvia, Venerida, Veneridae. Gene Ontology annotation, biological process: sodium ion transmembrane transport. Gene Ontology annotation, cellular component: membrane. The record is from RefSeq and is a predicted model, not a curated record. The transcript has 14 exons.